This is a messenger RNA of Pistacia vera, 582 nucleotides long. RefSeq names its product cytochrome c oxidase copper chaperone 1-like. The coding region runs from base 144 to 386 and encodes 80 amino acids. The record is from RefSeq and is a predicted model, not a curated record. Gene Ontology annotation, cellular component: mitochondrial intermembrane space. Gene Ontology annotation, molecular function: copper ion binding; copper chaperone activity. Lineage: Eukaryota; Viridiplantae; Streptophyta; Magnoliopsida; Sapindales; Anacardiaceae. The transcript has 2 exons.
AUUUAAUCGACCCGAACUCCGCCCAUUCCACUUCUAUUACUUUUCUUCCCUGGUCGGUUGUUCACAACCUAAAACCUCAGCCUAAGGUUUAAUUUUUCAGGCGAAAGUUCAACUCAUUCUGAAUUCUUCGAGUACUUGUGACAAUGGGUGGACUGCCCCUGCAAGAUGCUUCUUCUACCUUAGCUUUGCCGGGGUCUCAGCCAAACCAAGGUUUGGCAAUCGUAAAACCUGACCAAGAGUCAAAGCCAAAGAAGAAGAUCUGCUGUGCCUGCCCUGAGACUAAGAAGCUGAGAGAUGAAUGCAUUGUGGAGCAUGGUGAAGAUGCUUGUGCAAAAUGGAUAGAAGCUCAUCGCAUGUGCCUUCGUGCUGAGGGCUUUAAUGUUUGAGAUUAAUAGAGGUAGUUUUUACAAUUCAAACCAGAUGGGUAUACCAACAUUAAAAUUUUACAAUUGCAGAUAGCAGAUUAUUUGCAAAAGAAAUAAAGCAAGAAAUUGGUAUUUGACUUUUGAAUGCAAUACUUGUAUUUUAUAUGAUUUUUGUUACCUUUAUAAAUAAUUUGAAUUGAAAGAGGAUGAAAUACAU